This is a messenger RNA of Hyaena hyaena (striped hyena), 858 nucleotides long. It is a transcript of the gene SLAMF8, whose product is annotated as SLAM family member 8. Gene Ontology annotation, molecular function: signaling receptor activity. Bases 1 to 858 code for a protein of 285 amino acids. The record is from RefSeq and is a predicted model, not a curated record. Lineage: Eukaryota; Metazoa; Chordata; Mammalia; Carnivora; Hyaenidae. Gene Ontology annotation, biological process: regulation of B cell differentiation; leukocyte chemotaxis involved in inflammatory response. The transcript has 5 exons.
AUGGCCAUGUGGUCCCUGUGGAGUCUGCUUCUCUGGGAAGCUGUCCUUCCCGCCGUAGUCCGUGGGGCCCAAGUGCACGGCCAGGUGGGGGGCUCGGUGCUGCUGCUGGCCAAGCGCCCCCCCGGCUUCCAAGUCCGAGAGGCCAUCUGGAGAUCUCUCUGGCCUUCGGAGGAGCUCGUGGCCACAUUCUUCCGGGGCUCCCAGGAGACGCUGUACCACUCGCGCUUCCUGGGCCGAGCCCAGCUUCACAGCAACCUCAGCCUGGAGCUCCAGUCCCUGGAGCCGGGAGACAGCGGCAACUUCUCCGUGCUGUUGGUGGACACGGGAGGCCGGACCUGGACCCAGAUGCUGCAGCUCAAGGUGUACGAUGCAGUGCGCAGACCCGUGGUACAAGUGUUCAUCGCUGUAUCAGGGGGUGCUCAGCCCCCCAAGACCUGUCAGGUGUUCCUGUCCUGCUGGGCCCCCAAUGUCAGUGACAUAACCUAUAGCUGGCGACGGGAGGGGGCCACUGACUUUGGUAUUGAGCCAAGUGGCCUCUUCACGGAUGGACGGGUGCUGAAGGUUUCACUGGGGCCAGGAGACAAGAGCGUGGCCUAUUCCUGCAUCGUCUCCAACCCUGUCAGCUGGGACUUGGCCACCGUCACCCCUUGGGAGAGCUGCCAUCAUGAGGCAGGUAUGCCAAGGGCCAGGGGAAAGUCCUCCUACAAAGAUAUGCUGCUGGUGGUGGUGCCCGUGUCCCUGCUCCUGACCCUGGCUGGUCUCCUCUCUGCCUGGCACCCCUGCUACUCAGGUAGGAGAAAAAAGCAGGACAUCUGUGCCAACAGAGGGGCUCCAGAGACAGAGAACCCGCUUGUAUAG